AAUAUAAUAAUACCACCUUUGCUUAAUUUUAAAAACUAUAUUAAGGUCGGGGAUUUUGUCACUGCCAUCUUUGUCAUAUUGAUGCAACAGAGUAUUUGACAUACAUAUAUUGCGUAAGGAUGUCUUCAAACGAUCAGUUUACUGUUCGAGUAAAGAAAUUUAUAUCGAAUCCUCUCUUGAGUAGAAAACAAUUCUGCAUUGAGAUAUUGCAUCCAGGUCGUAGCAAUGUUUCUAAGACAGAACUUAAAGAAAGAAUUGCUAAGCAAUUCAAGAUAAAAGACUCAAAGACAGUCGUUCUAUUUGGCCUCAAGACACUCUUUGGUGGCGGAAUUAGCACUGGAUUUGGGUUGAUAUAUGAUAACAUGUCCUCUCUCAAGAGAUAUGAGCGUCACUAUCGUCUUGUAAGAUUGGGUCUGGAACAAGUCGAAACUAAGAUGGGACGUCGUGCCAAGAAGGAACUUAAGAACAGAAGAAAGAAGGUUCGUGGUAAGGACAAGGCCAAGUGCUCCGCCGGAAAGAAGAAGUAAACAUGCAACAGUAAUUUUAGAAACUGGUACAAAUUAUUGUAUUG
Molecule: messenger RNA, 571 nt
Organism: Theileria equi strain WA
Lineage: Eukaryota; Apicomplexa; Aconoidasida; Piroplasmida; Theileriidae
Product: 40S ribosomal protein S24, putative
Exons: 2
Coding region: 120-527 (135 amino acids)
Biological process (GO): translation
Cellular component (GO): ribosome
Molecular function (GO): structural constituent of ribosome
Source: RefSeq, a predicted model, not a curated record